AAAAAAAUGACAUCUUUGGGAAAAAUGACGUUCAAAAUAUCAAAAGCAUCUUCCUUCCUUCUACUUAUGGCUGGGAUAUUUUCUGCAGCAGUGGCACACGAAACUCUGAUCCCUCCUCCGCCGCUCAUCACGAACCAGCCCUACUUCGACUCGACAAUGCAAGCUAAUCUCACCUCGCAUGUUGGGCGCAACGCCGAACUUCACUGCCGAGUGCACAACAUCGGCAACAGAACGCAAAUAUCGUGGAUACGUGGGCGUGAUCUUCGGAUUCUGACAGUCGGGAAAUACACGUACACGACAGACCUGCGCUACCAGGCGACGCACCUGGAUGGCACAAACCAGUGGACGCUCACCAUCCGCAGCGUGCAGCCCCGAGACGAGGGCCACUACGACUGCCAGAUCAGCACCAAGCCAAUCAAGGUCUUCACCACGCACCUGCGAGUUCUUACCCCCAAGGUGGAGAUCUUGGGUUCACCAGACCUGUACGUGCAGCGCCACAGCAUGAUCAACCUGACGUGUGUUCUGCACGACAUACCUGAGCCGCCGGCCUAUAUUUACUGGUUCCAUCGAAACAAGAGCAUCAGCUACAGCUCGAGCAGAGACGGCAUAAGCCUGGUGGUGGAGAAGGGUCCCACGACCAGCAGCCAUCUUCUUAUCAGGAACGCUCGAGUGCAGGACUCCGGUGAUUACACGUGCUCUCCUCAGGACAUGAACUCGACAAGUAUACGUGUGCACGUGCUUAAUGGAGAUUGGCAAACUUAUAAGUUGCAUGUCGUGCGUUCCAACAUGAUGGACAUGUUGGUAGUGCGACCACAGUGCAUGGAAGAUGCAGAGAUGAUUAUGAUAUGCAAGGGUGUUGGGGAUUUAGAGUUGAUUAUGCUGAUGCAAGAGCAGGAUUUAGAGAUGAUUAUGCUGAUGCAAGUGCAGGAUUUAAAGAUGAUUAUGCUGAUGCAAGUGCAGGAUUUAAAGAUGAUUAUGCUUGAUGCAAGUGCAGGAUUUAAAGAUGAUUAUGCUGAUGCAAGUGCACUAUUUAAAGAUGAUUAUGCUGAUCCAAUUGAAGGAUUUAUAGAUGAUUAUGCUGAAGUAAGUGCAGGGUUUAUUGACGAUUAUGCGGAUGCAAGUGCAGGAUUUAAAGAUGAUUAUGCUUAUGCUAGUGCAGGAUUUAAAGAUGAUUAUGUUGAUGCAAGUGCAGGAUUUAAAGAUGAUUAUGCUGAUGCAAGUGCAGGAUUUAAAGAUGACUAUGCUGAUGCUAGUGCAUUAAGGCGAACAGUCGGCGGCAAUGCAAACCAACGCAGCGUCACGGAUGCAGGCGAGCGCCAUGGCACUGCCAGCGUUGGUGUUUUUCCUGCUGGCUUCUCUGGUUCGUUUUUUCUCCUGCGUAUCAAUGAUACAUACUAA
Molecule: messenger RNA, 1398 nt
Organism: Hyalella azteca
Lineage: Eukaryota; Metazoa; Arthropoda; Malacostraca; Amphipoda; Hyalellidae
Exons: 8
Coding region: 7-1398 (463 amino acids)
Biological process (GO): synapse organization
Cellular component (GO): neuron projection membrane
Source: RefSeq, a predicted model, not a curated record